CUGUGGAAUGUGCGAUGCACAUUACGCAGACACCGAAAGAAGGUCCAACCUGCGGUCACUAGAAGCGCUCCGGUCCGCUUGCAGAAAGCGCUCUUCUGUCUUCGCCCUGAACAUACUCGCCGUGUCCUGGUCCUCUGGCUGAAGCUCCAUCAGGAUGUCUACACCUGACUCAACCUUCUUCCUCACCAUGCUGCCCACAUUAACCUCAUCCACUCCAGAGGUUCCAGCUGUGGAGGCCAACGCCACCUCCUGCCAGCAGUGGGAGCAGGUCCAUCACAUGCUGUUCCAUCUGGGGAACCUGUCCCUGCUGCUGGGCCUGCUCAUUCCCACCACCCUGGGGCUGCACAUGAUUUUGCUGCGCCUCCUCCUGAUGACAGGAUGCAGUCUUUUCAUUGCUUGGGCCACUUUGUAUCGUUGCAACCUUGAUGUGAUGGUUUGGAACGUGGUGUUCUUGGUGGUCAACUUCAUGCACUUAUUCUUUCUCCUGUAUAAGCGCAGGCCGAUUAAGAUUGACAGGGAGCUGCGGACUGUCUACAAGCGGAUGUUUGAGCCUCUCCAUGUGCAGGAGGCUUUGUUUCAGAGGCUAACAGGACAGUUUUGCACCAUCCAGACUCUGAAGAAAGGCCAAGCAUAUGCUGCUGAGGACAAGACCUCCGUGGAUGAACGCCUCAGUAUCCUGCUCAAAGGAAAGAUGAAGGUGUCAUAUCGAGGUCAUUUCCUCCACAACAUCUAUACCAACUCAUUCAUCGAUUCUCCAGAGUUCAGGUCUACUGAGAUGCACAGAGGGGAGAAGUUCCAGGUGACAAUAGUGGCAGAGGAGAACUGCAAGUUCCUGUGUUGGUCUCGAGAACGGCUCACUUACUUCCUAGAAUCAGACACUUUCCUGAAUGAGGUGUUCAAGUACCUCAUCGGCAAGGACAUCACCAACAAACUGUACACUCUAAAUGAUCCCACACUCAGUGAUAAGGCAGUGAAAAAGAUGGACCGUCAGCCCAGCCUGUGCUCUCAGCUUUCUAUGAUGCAGAUGAGGAACAGCAUGGCGAGCACUAGUGACACAGAUGAUGUUCUUAACCAGAUCCUACGAGGAGGAUCUGCUGGAUCAUCUCUCCAAAAAUCACCUGAAACCAAAUCUUCGACUAAGAUGAGGCCUAUAGAGGAAGGCAUGGAGGACGAUGUUUUUGAAGAAUCCGUCUCCUCUGUGCAGCAGCACACAGCUUCCACCAAAGAAGUGUAGGGAUCAGGUGAAGAUCAACUAGCAACACCAGUAUUUUAUCACCUCCUUUAGAGCCUGACUACUUUACUGAUACCUGCCAGUGCCAGUAAACAAAGAAAGUGUUCAAGUGUUCAUUUGUAAGCAUCCUUUAUACACAAUGUUUGUUCAUUAGAAAGCAUGAGUUUUAUUUUCCUUUGUACUUUUUCAGUGUUGUGUUGUUUAAAAAUUAAUCUUUGCAAAAAUAUGUAUUUUUUGCAAAAUUAAGACAACUUCUUGGUUUGAGGGAAUUUAUGUGAAAUAUUAUCAGAGAAUACAAAUGUUUGUCACUAGGUCUUUGUAUUUAAGACUUUACUAAACCAUGUAUUUUAGUGUAGCUGUUUUUCCUUAUGCUUCUGAGGUUUAUUAUAUUCUGCUGCAUUUGUAUUCUUUCAUUUUUGGCACCUGCUGUCAUUGUUCCUAUGGCAAUCACUGCUGUAGUAUGUAACAUUUUUGUCAUCUGCCAUCUACUCAGUUUUUUCCUGCUAAGUCAGAUAAUAGUGCCCUCUUGUGUUCAUUUGAUUAAAUACAUGACUGAAUCAUUUCAGAAAUAUACUGUGUUCGAUCAUAACUGUCAGAAAUGAUCACUGACACUAACAAUUGUAAUUCUAUGAAUAAAUAAAUGUUUAAAAAUGGG
Xiphophorus maculatus (southern platyfish) is the source of this 1886-nucleotide messenger RNA. It is a transcript of the gene popdc1, whose product is annotated as blood vessel epicardial substance. The transcript has 8 exons. NCBI's taxonomy places the organism in Eukaryota, Metazoa, Chordata, Actinopteri, Cyprinodontiformes, Poeciliidae. Gene Ontology annotation, cellular component: sarcolemma. Gene Ontology annotation, molecular function: cAMP binding. The record is from RefSeq and is a predicted model, not a curated record. Bases 155 to 1234 code for a protein of 359 amino acids.